Kuraishia capsulata CBS 1993 is the source of this 4398-nucleotide messenger RNA. RefSeq lists its product as uncharacterized. The coding region runs from base 1 to 4398 and encodes 1465 amino acids. Lineage: Eukaryota; Fungi; Ascomycota; Pichiomycetes; Pichiales; Pichiaceae. Gene Ontology annotation, cellular component: plasma membrane. The transcript has a single exon. Gene Ontology annotation, biological process: phospholipid translocation. Gene Ontology annotation, molecular function: magnesium ion binding; ATP hydrolysis activity; ATP binding. The record is from RefSeq and is a predicted model, not a curated record.
AUGAGUUCGAGUUCUAGCUCGCCUGUCGAAAGUGAGGUAGUUGGUGCAGAUAGAAGUAAGGAAGUUUUUAUUGAUUCUGGUGAUAAUGGUGAAUUUAAAACCUCUGGUUCCGACUCUGAUAGAGCCGUUCCAACUGGUAAGUCACCAGCCGAGUAUACGUGGAAAGACUCUGUUCAGAUGUUCGCGUACAAGCACAACAUUCCAGGGUCAGGAACUCCACGAAAGAUUUUAGAACAGAGAAUGAAUGAAAAAAGACACAUAAUGGUCAAUUUGGAAUUGGCUGCUGACAUGUUAGAUGAACACGGCAACCCAGCUACGGUCUAUCCAAGGAACAAGAUCAGAACCACAAAGUAUACCCCACUGACAUUCCUCCCCAAGAACAUCGUGUUUCAGUUCACCAAUAUUGCCAACUCCUAUUUCCUGCUUAUUGUCAUUCUGGGAGCUUUCCAGAUUUUUGGAGUGCCGAAUCCCGUUCUGUCAGCUGUGCCCUUGAUUGUGAUUGUAUGUCUUACUGCGAUCAGAGAUGCUUUUGAAGAUUAUAGAAGAGGGGAAUCAGACAUGGAGCUCAACAACUCGCGAGUUCACCUGCUAGUUGGUUUGAAUAACCCCAAUGUGAGAAAAGAUUAUGUUGGUCCCUGGAGACGGUUCAAGAAGGCAUGCAGCCGAACCACUCGAAGAACAUUCAAAGGUAUAAAGUCCAUCUUCAAAAAGGACAAAUCUAAUUCCAAACACCACGAUGAUUCAGAGUUGCAAAAGACAGUCACUAGAGGCUCUCUGAUGUCUUCGGAGCUAGUCAGGCCAUCAACUGAAUACAGACUCUCUGUGGAUUACAGGCCGUCAACCGAUACUCGUCGUUCUCGUGUGUCGAGAGGACCCAGGUCUUCGGCAUUUGUUGCAAAUACGGUGUCAAAUCCUAACAUUGUUCCCGACAUGGCUGCCACCAAGUUUGAAAACAAGUUCUGGAAGGAUGUUUGCGUGGGAGACGUGAUCAGAGUAAGGAACAAUGAGGAGAUUCCUGCUGAUGCCGUGAUUCUUGCCACGAGUAACGCAGAAUCUGACUGUUAUGUUGAGACCAAGAACUUGGAUGGUGAGACCAAUCUGAAGCACAAGAAGGCGCUUCAUUGUGGUCAGGGCCUGAGAUACGCUAGCGAUUUUCAAAGAGUUCAAAUGGCUAUCGAGACAGAGCCCCCAAAUGCUAACUUGUACAAAUUUAGAGCAGUUGUCCAUUUCAAUUCGUUCAAUGGAAUUGGUUCUGAAGGUGUUCCGGAUUCGGAGGCCAUUAAUAUUGACAAUAUCCUGCUGAGAGGUUCUAGUCUGAGAAACACCAAAUGGGCCCUGUGUCUCGUUCUGUUCACAGGAAGCGAGACCAAGGUGAUGCUAAACUCAGGUAUCACUCCAAACAAGAAAUCGAGAUUGUCAAGCGAGUUGAACUUCUCGGUCGUGAUCAAUUUCACCAUUCUGUUCAUUAUGUGUUUUGCAUCUGGCCUGGUGAAUGGUCUCUACUACGACGAUAAGCAUAAAUCUCGACUGUUUUUCGAGUUUUCUGCGUACGCCAAAACGGCAGCUGGCAACGGUACUGUUGCCUUCUUCGUUGCUCUCAUUAUAUACCAAUCGCUGGUGCCCAUCUCAUUGUACAUUUCCAUCGAGAUCAUCAAGACCAUCCAGGCGUUCUUCAUAUUUUCGGAUGUCAAGAUGUAUUACGAUAAGCUGGAUUUUCCAUGCAUUCCCAAAUCAUGGAACAUAUCCGAUGACCUCGGACAGAUCGAGUAUAUCUUCAGUGAUAAGACUGGAACGUUGACUCAAAAUGUCAUGGAGUUCAAGAAAUGUACCAUUGCUGGAAAGUCGUAUGGUCUGGCAUACACAGAGGCCCAACAAGGCAUGCAGAAGCGUGCUGGAAUCGACGUUGCUGCAGAAGGUGAACGGAUGAGACUUCUCAUGGCCGAAGACCGUGAGGGAAUGCUGAAGGAGUUGGAGUCUUUCGACAACGACCAGCUUGAUGAAACCAAGCUCGCGUUCAUCUCCAAGGAUUAUGUUGUGGAUGUCAAAUAUGGUGAUGCUGCACGAAAGAAGGCCAACGAGGACUUCAUGUCUGCUUUGGCAUUGUGUCACACUGUUAUAACUGAGGCUGAUGAGGACGGAAAGCUAGAUUUCAAGGCCGAAUCUCCGGAUGAGGCUGCCUUGGUUGCGGUUGCCAAGGAUCUAGGCAUUGUAUUUAGAGAGAGAACCAGGGCUGGUGCCGUUUUGCAGAAGUACAACGGGGAUAAGGUUCUUUGGAAAGUGCUAGAAAUAGUCCCUUUCAACUCUACAAGGAAAAGAAUGAGUGUUCUUUUCGAGGUUCCCGAGAACGAGAGAGGUCCCAAGGGUGAGAAGAUUAUGCUGAUCUCCAAGGGUGCUGAUAACGUUAUUUACGAGAGACUUUCGGACGACUCAGAUCAGAGUGUUGGCGAAAGAACAGCUGUUGACCUUGAAGAGUAUGCCAAAGAAGGUCUCAGAACCCUUUGCAUUGCGAGGAAGUACAUUGACGAGGAUGUCUUCAGGGAAUGGCAAGCUAGAUAUAAGGAAGCCAGCAACUCUGUCGCCGAAGACAGAGAAGAGAAGCUGGAUAUCAUUGGUGAUGAGAUCGAGUCGGACCUAUUUUUGCUUGGUGGUACUGCCAUCGAAGAUAGAUUACAAGAUGGUGUUCCAAGCUCGAUUGCCAUCAUCAGAAGAGCAGGUAUCAAACUGUGGGUAUUGACUGGUGACAAGAUUGAGACUGCUAUCAACAUUGGAUUUUCCUGUAAUUUGCUGGACAACUCCAUGAACCUUUUGGUUAUUCGCCCUGAUUCGGACGACCCUAAUCCUGAUCAGAUAUCCGCUCUCAUCAAGGAGCAUUUGUCCAAGAAUUUUGGUUUGAACGGGACGAAAGAGGAGCUUGAAGCGCAAAAGAAUGACCAUUCGCCUGCUAGUGGUGACUUUGCCGUUAUCAUUGAUGGUUCAGCCCUAAUGGCUGUCUUCGAUUCGGACGGCUCUCUCCAGAGUGAUUUCUUAUUGCUCUGCAAGCAGUGCAAAUCUGUACUGUGUUGUCGUGUUUCGCCAGCCCAGAAGGCCUCUGUGGUCAAACUGGUCAAGAACACUCUGGGAGUGAUGACCCUUGCGAUUGGUGAUGGUGCCAACGAUGUUGCCAUGAUCCAGGCGGCCAAUGUGGGUGUGGGCAUUGCUGGUGAAGAGGGAAGACAGGCUGUGAUGUCUGCAGAUUAUGCCAUAGCUCAGUUCCGAUUCCUUACUCGUUUGGUGUUGGUCCAUGGCCGUUGGUCAUACAAGAGACUUGCCGAAAUGAUCCCAUGUUUCUUUUACAAGAACGUUACGUUCUCGGUUACGUUGAUGUGGUACGGUAUCUACUGUAACUUUGACGGAACCUACCUCUUUGAAUUCACCUAUCUGAUGUUCUAUAACCUGGCCUUCACUUCGUUGCCAGUGAUCUUCCUUGCAUUUUUGGACCAGGAUGUCUCGGACACUGUCUCUCUGCUUGUUCCUGAGCUUUACAGAAGCGGCAUUUUGAGAUUGGAAUGGUCUCAGUACAAGUUUGUGUAUUAUGUGAUUGACGGGCUGUACCAGUCUGUGAUCUCGUUCUACUUCCCAUACUUGCUCUUCCGCCAUGGUGGGUUCCACCAUCAGAACGGUAUGCCGAUCGACCACAGAUUUUGGAUGGGUGUUUACUCGACUGUGAUAUCCGUGACCUCGUGUAAUGCCUACGUUCUUAUGCAACAAAAGAGAUGGGACUGGCUCUCGGUGUUGAUCGUGUGCCUCUCCACGUUGUUUGUGUUCUUUUGGACUGGUGUUUGGUCCUCAAGUACUGGAUCGCAGGAGUUUUACAAAGUUGCUUCGCAGGUGUUUGGAGCCGUUAGUUUCUGGGCCUGCUUUUUCUGUGGUGUUUUGGUGUGUCUAUUGCCAAGAUUCGUCAUUGAUAACCUUCUGAGACUGUAUAGACCCAGGGACAUCGACAUCAUCCGCGAAAGAGUUGCAAUGGGUGACUUCAAAGAUUACCCUGAAGGUUAUGACCCUACAGAUUCUGCUGAUGUCGCAGCCCACAGAAAGCUGAUGCAGGCCAAAACAUCUUCCAACAACGAUAUAGAAGCCAUGAUCUCUGGUGACCAAUCGGAAGAAAAGCCUCGGCCCAGAAGACUCACUUUAAGAGGUGUUUUUGGUAUGGAGUCCAAGAAAACUCCAGAAGAGUCAUUGCAGCCACCAGACUCUGUUCACGCAAGAUUGGACCGUAUAAGGACUUCCAUGUCCACAGAGAGAGGUUCCAUUCCUGGGUCCAACUACUCCCAGAGAAUCAGGGCCACUCAUGACCUUCCAGGCCUAACCAAUGCCGAAAGUCUCGUGACUGCUCGUUCAAGGCGGUCUGCUAAAGCAUGA